CUGUGCAUCUUAUUUAAAACUCGCGCGCAUCUUUAUUAAUCAUUCUUUGCGAAUGAAUCAUUUUGUGCAAUUAAAUACGAGUGUUUUUUCCGUAUUGGCAUAUAGAUAAAGUCAAUUAAUUUAAUUGAAAUAAAAAAUGAAUGUAGCGGUUGUAGGUGGUGGAAUCGUCGGUUUAUCCACAGCCCUUAAUUUCCAGAACGAGUUUAGAGAUUCAAAAAUUACAAUUUUUGCUACUAGUUUCCAAGAUACAACAAGUCAUGUUGCCGCAGGUAUUUUUCGAGUUGGAGCAUCGUUUUCUGGACCCUCUGAUGCGAUAACUUGGAAAUGGAUCAAAAAUUCCUAUGAUUAUUACGAUGAUAUUCGAAAAUCAGAUGAAGCUGCUUUAGCUGGUAUCACAAAUAUUUCUGGUUAUAUAUUUGCUAACUCUUCUCCAAACGCUGUAAAGAAUCAGUGGAUGGAAAAUCUAGUUCCAAUUUAUAGAAAAGUGACUUCUGAAGAAUUGCAACUUGUUGGAGGAAAUUGGAAAUAUGGAUCAUUUUUUACCACGAUUCUUAAUGAAACCAAUAACCAUCUUCCAUGGGCGAAACAAAAAUUAAAUUCAAAUGGAAUUGUUACGAUUGAAAAAACUGUCAACACACUGAAAGAAUUGAUUGAAUACGACCUGAUAAUUAAUUGCUCAGGAUUUGGAGCUCGGGAACUUUGUAAUGAUAGACACAUGGUUCCAAUUCGUGGUCAAGUUACAAAAGUGAAAGCUCCAUGGAUUAAAACCUUUUUUUAUGGGGAAAAUGAUACUUACAUCAUUCCUGGAUUCAAUGGGGUUUGCACUCUAGGCGGAAUUCGAUCUUUCGAAUCAGUUAAUCGAGAAGUUUGUUCUUACGACGCAGCAGCCAUUCGAGAAAGAUGUUUUAAGUUGCUUCCAUCAUUAUCAAAAGCUCAAGUUUUACGACACGUAACGGGAAUAAGACCUCAUCGUGAAGGUCACGUACGAGUUGAAUUGGAACGCAUUACCAAUGGACUCGUUGCAAAAAUGGUAAUACAUAAUUAUGGUCACGGUGGUUAUGGUGUUUCUACAGCUCCUGGAACGGCAAAAUAUGCGGUCGAGCUUGCAAAAGAAACUCACCGAAUGUCUUCUCGACUUUGAUUCGAAAAAGAACCACUUUUUCACACAAAACUGAGUGACAUGAAAAUUUUUCAAAAUAAGAUAUGUAUUUUUUUUCAUUACCAAACCAAACAGAAAUAAAACAUGUUGUUAAAUAA
Molecule: messenger RNA, 1257 nt
Organism: Leptopilina boulardi
Lineage: Eukaryota; Metazoa; Arthropoda; Insecta; Hymenoptera; Figitidae
Gene: Daao1
Product: D-aspartate oxidase
Exons: 7
Coding region: 137-1141 (334 amino acids)
Molecular function (GO): FAD binding; D-amino-acid oxidase activity
Source: RefSeq, a predicted model, not a curated record